GUUCAGGGUCUGAAAUGAUAUCAGAAAAAAAAAUGCCCGAGUGCUGAGCACACCGGGGGCUACGGAAUGAUUUGGAGACAAAUCCUGCAUUUUCAGCACGUAUCCGACAGGCAUCCCGUGCAGGGACAGAGAGCGGCACGAUAAAAAUCGGGAGUGAGGGAGGCCAAUAACAGAAGGGUAGCGGUCGAAGGCGGAACUGCACGCUGAGGUCGGAGUGACGAUCCCGGGGCGGAGCUGCACGAAGGGACCAUUCAAAGGCUGAGCGCCGUGCGCUUCCCCUUUAUCACCGCCACUCAACCGGACACCGCCGGGGAAGCUCGGGCUGAGGACGCAACAUGACGAGCAGCAAAUGCGAUGUGAUUGUCAUUGGUGGCGGCAUCUCAGGUACAGCCCAGGAAAGAGAGAACUGGAGUUCACAACCUUUUUUAUGCCAUGGACUCCGACCAUCAACUGAGGAAUCCAUGAUCCAAGGUCUUUCAGCAGCCAGAUUGCUGACAGAAUCUGGGCAGAAAGUGGUGGUACUGGAGGCCCGCGACAGGGUUGGAGGCAGGACCUUCACAACCAGAAAUAAAAAUGUAAACUACGUGGACCUAGGUGGAGCUUAUGUGGGUCCAACUCAAAAUCGAAUCCUACGUCUGUCAAAAGAAAUGGGCCUGGAAACCUAUAAAGUGAACGAGGUUGAGCGGUUAGUUCACUAUGUGAAGGGAAAAUCCUAUCCUUUCACGGGUCCAUUCCCACCUAUGUGGAAUCCACUUGCCUACAUGGAUUACAACAAUCUUUGGAGAACCCUGGAUAACAUGGGGAAGGAGAUACCAGUCGAAGCGCCCUGGAAAGCACCCCAGGCUGAACAGUGGGACAAAAUAACAAUGCAACAGUUGAUUGAUAAACUUUGCUGGACUAAGGUUGCCAAGCACUUUGCUACACUCUUUGUGAAUGUGAAUGUCACCUCUGAGCCACAUGAAGUCUCUGCUCUCUGGUUCCUGUGGUAUGUCAAACAGUGUGGAGGGACAACGCGCAUAUUUUCAACAACCAAUGGGGGACAGGAGAGAAAAUUUGUUGGUGGAUCUGGGCAGAUCUGUGAAAGAUUAAUGAACAGCCUUGGAGACUCUGUAAAGCUGGAGAAGCCUGUGAUCCGCAUUGAUCAAUCGCAAGACAAAGUGGUUGUGGAGACUCUCGAUCAUGAGUUAUUUGAGGCAAAAUAUGUUAUCAGUGCCAUUCCACCAGCCCUCAGUCUGAAGAUUCAUUAUGAACCACCCCUUCCGCCCAUGCGAAACCAGCUUGUCCAACGUGUUCCCAUGGGAUGUGUGAUCAAAUGCAUGGUAUACUACAAAGAUAACUUCUGGAGGAAGAAAAACUACUGUGGAAGCAUGAUCAUUCAAGAUGAGGAAUCUCCUAUUGGCCUUACACUGGACGACAGCAAACCAGACGGCUCAUUUCCUGCUAUCAUUGGGUUCAUCCUUGCUCGUAAAGCCCGGCAUCUGGUAAAUCUCACAAAGGAAGAGAGGCUACAAAAAAUCUGUGAGAUUUAUGCCAAGGUUCUUGAUUCUGAGGAGGCAUUACAUCCCGUCCAUUAUGAAGAGAAGAACUGGUGUGAAGAGCAGUACUCAGGUGGAUGUUACACUGCAUACUUCCCUCCAGGGAUUAUGACUCAGUACGGCAAGAUCCUGAGAGAGCCAUUUCAGAAGAUCUACUUUGCUGGCACCGAGACAGCCACUGAGUGGAGUGGGUACAUGGAAGGUGCAGUGCAGGCAGGGGAGAGAGCAGCCAGAGAGGUCUUGCAUGAGAUGGGAAAAAUUUCAGUAAAUGAGAUCUGGCAACCCGAGCCUGCUUCUUUGGAUGUUCCGGGAUUCCCAAUCAAGUCAACUUUCUGGGAGAGGAACCUGCCUUCAGUUUCAGGAUGCAUCAGGCUUUUUGGAUGGUCGACAUUCCUCACUUCUGCAGCUGCCAUUGGGCUUUUUGCAUAUAAAAAGGGACUCCUGACAAAAAAUUAACUUGGAGAUUCACGGAUCAUUUAUGGUUCACAUUCACUGUCAACAUUAUAUCAGCUGUGCUAAUCUUCUAAAAUAUCCUUGUUGUACUGAUCUAAUACAAUGAUUUAGUUUUCCAUUAGCCAACUCAGACAUAAUAAGGGUUAACAGAACAAUAUUGAUAAUGCAAAUCACUGAUCAUGCAUGUACUGUUUAUCUUUUGAUAUCACCUAAUUUUAUAUUUUAAAGCAAAUUUUAGAUUUUAGAAGUCUGUAUCUUUACUGGAAUGUAAUUCCUUAAUUACAUUCUUAGUUAAUAUUUUCAUUGUUUUAAUUCAUGUAUUUUGCCUCUAAUUCUGUUUACAGUCACCUGGUCUUAUCAGAGAAGUGGUUUCAAUAUUCAUUGAUUCAGAGACUUACAGAUACCAACAAUUAUCUUAUUAUCCAACUAUUUUAGACAGUGAUGACUUCUUAAAUUCUUAAAUUAUAUUUAAUGCCUCUGAAAUGUGUUGACAAAUACUCUAUCUAACUUGCAGCUUAAAAAUAGAAAUUAAUUUAGUGGGACAUAUUGCACAGGAAUUGUGUUCUUUCAACUUGAGGAAUUCUCUAUUUCAUCUGUGAAAAUUUGAUCAGCACAGUCAAUGGGCAGCUCAGGCAUCACUUCUAUUCACAAGUUCAAGGGAUUUGCAUAAAAAUAAUGGUUCAUAUUUUGUGUUAAUGGCAUAGAUUUGCAUUUGUAUUGAUUAAAGUAACACAGAAUGGCAUUUUAUAACAGCAGAAAAGGAUGAUACAGAUUUCAUUUAUAUUCAACAAGCAACCAAGUUUCUUAGCUCCACAUAUCGUUAAUCAAUAGUCAGCCUUUGUACAAAUUGUUAUGGAAUUGACAGCUUUAUGCUGAUAUCAUCCUGCACUUUUGAAACUUGAAAAUCAGAAGGGAAAUAUUGAAAGAUUUAAUUUUAAUUUCCUGAUCUGUAUUUGUGAAUUUUAAAAUCACCUUGGGACUUACAAUAUCCGUAUUUCAAAAUUUUAGUCUUUAUUUAGGGUACCUUGCAUUAAUGAAAAUAAAACUGAUACCAAAUUUAUCAACAAAAAUUCAGAUGUUGUGGUCCAUGUAGGGACCAAUGACGUGGGUAGGAUGAGUGAAGGGGUCCUGUGUAGGGAGUUCAGAGAGUUAGGUGCGAAGCUGAAGAGCAGGACCUCCAGGGUAACAAUCUUAGGAUUGCUACUUGUGCCACGUGCGAGUGAGGCAAGGAACAGAAGGAUUAUACAGAUUAAUACAUGGCUGAGAGGAUGGGGCAGGAGGGAGGGCUUCAGGUUUGUAGAUAAUUGGGCUUUGUUCCAAGGAAGAUGGGAUCUGUUCCGAAGGGACGGUUUACACCUGAACUGGUGCGGUACUAACAUUCUUGCAAGGAAGUUUGCUAGUGCUUCUUGGGGGGGGGGGGAGGGGUUUAAAUUAAAUUUGCAGGGGGCGGGGAUCCAGAAUGUGAGAGAGGAUAGCGAGAGGAAGAAUAAAGGACAAGUGGGGACUACACGGUUUCGGAAUAUUAAGUGUGUAGUAGAGAAAGGUGAGACGGAACAAGUGAUAAGGAGGACACAUGUACAGAGGGAUGGUCUGACGGAACAUGGAGUUAAAUGUGUUGAAAGAAUAAGUAAAUUUAGGAAGGACAACAAAAUUCUAGGGGCGUAUAGCCCAAUGGGAGUUCAGGGAGCUGGGUUAAGCACAGUAGGCAGCGAUUCAAACAGAGAGAGGAGAAAUGGGCUAAAAAUUCUAUAUCUGAAUUCACGAAGUGUCAGGAAAUCCUCUUGCAUUUGUACAGAGCCCUGGUGAGACCACACCUGGAUUAUUGUGUACAGUUUUGGUCUCCAGGGUUAAGGAAGGACAUCCUGGCUGUAGAGGAAGUGCAGCGUAGAUUCACGAGGUUAAUUCCUGGGAUGUCUGGACUGUCUUACGCAGAGAGGUUAGAGAGACUGGGCUUGUACACGCUGGAAUUAAGGAGAUUGAGAGGGGAUCUGAUUGAAACAUAUAAGAUUAUUAAGGGAUUGGACAAGAUAGAGGCAGGAAAUAUGUUCCAGAUGCUGGGAGAGUCCAGUACCAGAAGGCAUGGUUUGAGAAUAAGGGGUAAGUCAUUCAGGACAGAGUUAAGGAAAAACUUCUCCCAGAGAGUUGUGGGGGUCUGGAAUGCACUGCCUCGGAAGGUAGUGGAGGCCAAUUCUCUGGAUGCUUUCAAGAAGGAGCUAGAUAGGUAUCUUAUGGAUAGGGGAAUCAAGGGAUAUGGGGACAAGACAGGAAUCGGGUAUUGAUAGUUGUUGAUCAGCCAUGAUCUCAAAAUAGCGGUGCAGGUUCGAAGGGGCGAAUAGUCUACUUCUGUACCAAUUGUCUAUUGUCUAUAAAUACUUAGGUUCUGACAAAGUCCUAAGUUCAUCCCCUUUGGUGCAUUCACUUGUUAAGCAAAACUUUUACUCUGCCAACCUAUUAAUCAUUGGAAAUUGAGAUGUAAUAAUAAAUUAUGUUAAAAUUCUGGAUCUAGAUUUAUAAUACAGCAGUUUAUUUGAAGCAGUUAAUUUUAAAGAAGUUGCAUUAUAACCAAAUGUACGUGAUAAUGAGUCCAAAAUGUUAUGGUUACAUGUUAAACAUCAAUGUGAGUUCAGUGUAAUUGUGCUAAAGCAGAUAUGGAAAUACAGUGAUGGAUAGUGCAAAUUUGAGUAUCAGUGUCUGUGGCAAAAUAUAUUUGAACAUUCUACAGUGAUCUUGUCCCUUUUUCAGAGACUUUGUGAGUUUAGUCUUUGUGCCUUAUCCCGCGUGGUGUUUUCUCAAGUGCCUAUGUGGCUGUGUCUUCAGUGUGCACAUUUUCAAGCUGUAACGUUUGAAAGUUUUAUAAUAUUACCUGUAACAAUGUAUUUCUGCACUGGUACACAGAUUAUGUAAAAUUUGGUAUCACAUGUACUUGCACUGAUAAACAGGGCAGUGUUUUAUCUUAAUCACA
Molecule: messenger RNA, 4950 nt
Organism: Hypanus sabinus (Atlantic stingray)
Lineage: Eukaryota; Metazoa; Chordata; Chondrichthyes; Myliobatiformes; Dasyatidae
Gene: maoa
Product: monoamine oxidase
Exons: 16
Coding region: 336-1991 (551 amino acids)
Molecular function (GO): oxidoreductase activity
Source: RefSeq, a predicted model, not a curated record